Erpetoichthys calabaricus (reedfish) is the source of this 1505-nucleotide messenger RNA. RefSeq names its product lipopolysaccharide-binding protein-like. The record is from RefSeq and is a predicted model, not a curated record. The transcript is spliced from 15 exons. The coding region runs from base 65 to 1471 and encodes 468 amino acids. Gene Ontology annotation, molecular function: lipid binding. NCBI's taxonomy places the organism in Eukaryota, Metazoa, Chordata, Cladistia, Polypteriformes, Polypteridae.
GUCGUGUCCAACAGCAGCUGUGUUGAGGAGCAUCUUAGAGGAGAGCUGAAGAGUUGCAGAAAAGAUGUUCCACAUUUUGUUCUUGGGUUUGUUAGUCAUCAUCCCAGAGUCCCUUUGCACUAAUCCUGGUGCUGUGGCCCGGAUUACCGAAAAAGGACUAAACUAUGGUCUUGAAAUUGGGAUUUCUGUGCUACAAGAAAAACUACAGCAGCUGACAAUUCCCAGUUUCAGUGGGACCGAGCACAUUCCCAUAGUGGGCAGUGUGGAAUACAGCUUUACACAGAUACACAUGACCAGCGCUUCGUUUCCAAGCUCAGCACUUAGUCUCGUUCCUGGUUCAGCCAUCCAAGUGACUAUCAGUGGUGCCCAGCUUGGUCUUAGUGCAGAAUGGGCCGUCAAGUUCCUAACAUUUUUCCAUGAAAAAGGUUCUGCUGACCUCUCUGUGUCUGAUCUGAGCAUUAUAGCCAACAUCAAUGUACACACCGACAAGUCCGGCGUGCCAGUCCUUAGUGCGGGUAGCUGCACCAGUCAGAUUGGCAGCUUGACAGUCAGAUUCCAUGGAGGCCACAGCUGGCUUUACAACCUUUUUGACCUUGUGAUUGAAGAAAUUCUGCGCUAUGAAAUCAACCAAUUUGUGUGUCCCCUGGUUACAGAAAGCAUCAAUUACUUCAACCCCAAGAUCAACACUUUUAACUUCCAGACACCAGUCAAUGCAAUUGCUGAAGCGGAGUAUGGCCUGAUUAACAACCCUAUUAUUUCCCAGAAUUACAUUGAUGUGGACUUAAAGGGAGAAAUUAUCAGCAGGACUCAUCCUCAAAAGAACACACUGGUUCCUGAAGCCUUUUCUCUUCCAGAUAACGACAACUCCAUGUUAUACCUAGGGCUCUCUGAAUAUCUUCUGAACACAGGUGCUCAGGUGUACUAUGACAGUGGUAUCUUUCAGAUGACAGUCACACAAGACACAUGGCCAGCUGGAAUGCCAUUUUCAUUGAACACCAACACUCUGGGAAUCCUAAUUCCUCAGGUUGCCAAGCUGUAUCCCGACCUGCCAGUGCAGAUGCAAAUCUUUGCCAACAAAGCCCCAACAGUGACAAUGAUGGCCAAUUCUGUGACAAUGAAGAUUCCCUUUACGGUUCAAGUCCAAGGCAUCAAGCCGCAAAACACUGCUGUGCCCAUCUUCACUCUUAAUGUUGAUGCAACAUUCAGCAAUAACAUCUUUAUUAAAGGAAGCUCUCUCUAUGGAUCUUUGUCUUUGAACAGCAUAAAUCUAUCCUUGGCACAGACAUCAGUUGGAACAUUCAAGCCUAAUGUGUUGCAAAACUUUAUGGAAAUUGCUCUGAGCAUGGACACCUUGCCCAAAAUGAAUGCAUUCUUAAGUAAUGGAUUCCCUCUUCCAAAUAUUGCUCAAGUGAACUUUAUAAACCCUCAGAUUUCCAUCAUGCAGGCAAGUACACUUUUAUUCCAUUUUUAACAGGAAAUGAAGAGAUACAAGUUUAAGGUUGCUU